UUGAUUUAUAUUUGUUCAAUGGUAACUGAAACAGAUAGGGCUUGAAUGCCGUUAUAAAAAGCCCCCUUAAUAUCCAUGGGACCAAUAACUGAACUUAUUGUUUAGGUGAAACCAUGGUAUUUGCGAUAUUAAUUAUUUUCGGAGUUGUUGGAAACGCCGUUACACUGGACUGCCCCCAGUGUCAACAUUCUGUCGGUGUAUCUAACCAGCCACCAAACCAUGACGAAGAUUAUUUGGUGGAAAAGGUAAAAAACUUCGAUUGUGCGGAAAACAAGAUUCGCGCAACAGCAUGUCCUAUCGGCAUCGAACGGUGUUACAGUGUCCACACAAUAUCCAACGGAAAGGGCCUUACCGACAAUCCCGAGGUGGAGUAUACAAUUGAACUUGUACAGCGAGGUUGUGCAAAGCUGGUUAUCUCUUCGGUUCCGGGAAUAUGCGAAAACUCUAAGAACGCAACUGGAAACAACUUCAUUGCUGCUUUACAAUCAGGAAUGAGCAUGUACUCGAGCGCUCAAGUGACGGGUGAGGUAUGUGAUGGAUCAAAGAGCUUUCAGAUCCAGAUCCAUGAAAAAGAUGUUAUCGCUUAUCGCGGCGCUGGUGGUAAAACUGGCAGAAAUUCCGCCGUGAAAGGCGUGUUGGACUGUGCCUGGGUGAUUCUAAUAUUUUUUGCUCUGUGAAUUUUUCAAUAUUCAACAUAUAAAAUGGUACUUUUACAAAAGUAUAUGCUUGAAUAUUUGUGAUCAAACGAUACGCUGCCUUUUUUAACAUCUGUGCAAAAACAAAAUGUUAUACACUCACACUGAUGUGUUUGUUGUGGUUGACAAAUGACAUUUAAUUGUUGGGUAAUUGUGAGGGUCGGUUUGCAAUCAACCGGGCUGUUUAAAACCCAGCGUGUCAUGGUUAGCCCCAAAAGAUGCAUUUCUUAAUCAUCUAUUCAAUGAAUGCUUAUAUGCACUAUAUCCGGACUAUCAGCGUAAAUAGUAACUUCAGUUCGCAAAUUAGUAAUGCCGGUUUUAUUAUUAUUUGUAUAAAUAUAAAUGGGUUCAUUUUGAUGUUUCUAUGCAGAUAUUUAAAUAUAGUUUUGAGACAAAAGUUGAAUGUUGGGAAAACAGUGUCUUACGUGCACAUAUAAAAUUUAAUGCCUGUAAUAUCAGUUGGUGUAUGAUGAUUAUGACACUAAGACGCGCAAUUGUAUAUAUUAAUUGUACAUUACAUAUGUUUUUCAUUGGCACGUGAGGGUUUCUUCUUAGACGUAAUUUGUAGUCGCUUUAGCCAUGACAAUUUCUUCUACCUCUUUGACCACAACAGAAUGCUCUCCUUCCGUUUCUGUCAAUAAACAUUGAUAUUUCACGAUCA
Dreissena polymorpha is the source of this 1356-nucleotide messenger RNA. RefSeq lists its product as uncharacterized. Lineage: Eukaryota; Metazoa; Mollusca; Bivalvia; Myida; Dreissenidae. Bases 114 to 677 code for a protein of 187 amino acids. The record is from RefSeq and is a predicted model, not a curated record. The transcript is spliced from 3 exons.